Haliotis rubra (blacklip abalone) is the source of this 1880-nucleotide messenger RNA. Its product is annotated as cytochrome P450 4B1-like. Bases 167 to 1645 code for a protein of 492 amino acids. Gene Ontology annotation, molecular function: oxidoreductase activity, acting on paired donors, with incorporation or reduction of molecular oxygen; heme binding; monooxygenase activity. The record is from RefSeq and is a predicted model, not a curated record. The transcript has 12 exons. Lineage: Eukaryota; Metazoa; Mollusca; Gastropoda; Lepetellida; Haliotidae.
UUGAUAGCGCGCUUUGUGCAACUGGAGCAACUGGAAGGCCAGCUCUUUUGGUAACAAAUUUAAGUUAGGGGUAUGAUUGAUAGUUAGAAAUAACACGCUGUCAUAUUCAUACUGGACACUAAACGCUGGCGGAAGACCAACACGUUGACACUGUAUACAUGCAACAAUGAUAGCGUUUGGAGUUAUUGCGGUGUUCUUGAUUGCACUGGUGAUCAGCGUCUUCGUCUUCAAAGUACUUCCUCUUCGCAGGAAACUACAGAAAUGGCACACGGCGCUGGAUGACAAGUUUCCACAUUACCCCAUUCACUGGCUGUGGGGAAAUCUGAAACAGAUUAAAAGUUUUCAGGCCUUUAUUGAAGACUCCAUGGUAUUUUUGAAAGAUGGAUCUCAAGCGUACAUGUUCUGGAUUGGGUUCUUCAGACCUAUGGUAGUUGUAGCCCACCCGGAGAGUGUCAGGGCCAUUCUGAAGACGUCGGAACCAAAGGCCAAGAGUGGCGGAUCAUAUGAUUUCUUGUUGCCAUGGCUAGGUGAUGGAUUAUUGGUUAGUGAUGGUAAGAAGUGGGAGAGAAACCGUCGUCUGCUGACUCCCGCCUUCCACUUCGAUAUUCUACAACCGUACCUCAAGGUUUACAACCAGGUCGCCCAGACUUUCAUGAGAAAAGUGGAGAGUGCAAGCAAGGGAGGUAACUCUGUUGAAGUGUUUGCCCCUGCAAGCCUAGCUACCCUGGACACCAUGCUCCAGUGUGCUCUGUCCUAUAAGGAGGACAUCCAGGAUCAAGGACAAAGCCAUCCUUAUGUAAAAGCUGUGAUCAGAAUAGCAUACCUGAUACUGGCAAGAGCCAUGAACAUCCUGCACUACAUCCCCAUUGUCUACAACCUCUCCGCCAACGGGAGGGAGUUUUCCAAGCUCUGUAAAUAUGUUCACGAGUUUUCAGAGGACAUCAUUACGGCCAGGAAAAAGGCACUGGAAUCAGAUCCUGAGUUACUAAACAAGCGUCGCCUGGACUUCCUGGACAUUUUGUUGUCAGCUCGAGAUGAUGAAGGUCAAGGCCUGACUGACCGGGAGAUCAGAGAUGAGGUUGACACAUUCAUGUUUGAAGGUCAUGACACUACUGCAUCAGCCAUCAGCUGGUGUCUGUACGCUCUGGCCAAGUAUCCUGCCGAGCAAGAGAAGGUUCUCCAAGACGUCCAACAGGCAGUCGGGGACAAGAAUGAAGUGGAGUGGGACGAUCUGGCCAAGCUGAAGUAUUUACCCAUAUUUAUCAUCGAUGGUGUCGAGGUUCCCAAAGGAGUCAUGGUUGACAUCAACAUUUACCAGAUGCACAGGAACUCAAAUGUCUGGCCAAAUCCCCUGGAGUUUGACACUGAGAGAUUCAGUCUUGAUUCUGCUGCAGGCAGAGACCCCUACUGUUUUGUGCCAUUCUCUGCUGGUCCCAGGAACUGCAUUGGACAGAACUUUGCUAUGAAUGAAAUAAAAGUGAUGCUGUGUCAGGCUGUUCGAAGAUUUCACAUCAAGGUAGAUCCAGAUAAACCUGCAGUGCCUUUUCCCGAGGUCGUUCUCUCGAGCAGAAAAUGGCCUCCAUCUGAAAUUCUCCAACAGGACGACAAACACAUGAAACAGUGGCUUCAGAACAGAAUUCUGUGAUUCAGAUAUUAAAUUUGAACAUCCAAUGGACUGCACAGAUCAUGCAUCUGUUUCUGCUUGAAAGAUGGCCUUGCUAUUCCACAGUGGCCAUACUGUGUUAUAUGCAGGGAGUAAGAUUAUCGUGUGUAUUUGUGUCGUAUACAGAUAUAGAAAUAGCAAUCAGCUGUGCAUACCUUCCCCUGUGACCUACCGGUGAUUUAGUAAAACAUACCCAAUAAUAUAACGAGAUGAAUUC